CUAUCCCCUCCUUCGCCUCACUCAGCUGACCUGAGCCACUCAUCGCCAGAUGCCCGCGUCCACGGCCGCGCCGCCCUACGCGGCGGCGAUGGCGGCGACGCCGGCGGGCAACGGACCCCUCGUCUUCUUCCUGCAGCCGCUCUUCCUCCACGGCGUGGCCGCCGUGGCCCACGUCCUCCUCGCGCUCGCCGUCGCGGGGCACGUGCUCUUUCGCCGCUCCGGCGCCGGCCGCGCCAAGGAUGGGGAGGUGCGGGGAGGAGGCGCCUAUCGGGGCGGCGAAGGCGGAUUCCGGUGCUAUGGGGUCGCGGUCUUCAUCACGUGGGCUCUGGCGGCGUUCGAGGUCCUGCACGCCGCGUACUCGUGCUACCUGGACGUUGGCGGCGCCGGGUGGUCGCGCGACGCGGUCUCGGACCUGGUGGACGCGGCCUCGCGCGCGGUGGGGUGGCUGCUGCUCGCGGCGUACCUGCAGUUUGAGUUCGGACGGCGGCGCCAGGAGCGGUUCCCCGCGCCGCUCAGGCUCUGGUGGGCUUUGUACCUGCUUCUCUCCGUGCUCGUCGUCACCGUCCACGUGGCGACGAGACUCGACGGGCGCCCCGUGCCCGCGCACUCGUGGGCGCUCGACGCCGUCUCGGUUGUUGCGGCCGUGGUUCUGCUCUUCGCUGGGUUAUUUGGCAAGAGGGAGGGAGGUGGCUCUGCUUCCGAGGAGCCUCUGCUGAACGGCGCGCAUGAGAGGGCCGAAGAGGACGGCCGCAGCGCCACCGAGGCGUCCAUGUUCACCGGCGCCGGCUUCCUCAGCGCGCUCAGCUUCUCGUGGAUGGGGCCUCUGCUCGCCGUCGGCCACAAGAAGACCCUCUGCCUGGACGACGUCCCGGGCCUGGACCCCGGUGACAGCGUCGCCGGCCUGCUCCCGACGUUCAAGGCCAACCUCGAGGCGGUCGCCGCUGACGUCUCCGGCUCCGGUCGGAAGGUCGUCACCGCGUUCAAGCUCACAAAGGCCCUGGUGCGGACCGUGUGGUGGCACGUCUCGGUGACCGCGUUCUACGCGCUGGUCUACAACGUCGCCACCUACGUCGGCCCGUACCUCAUAGACUCCCUGGUGCAGUACCUCAACGGCGACGAGAGGUACGCGAGCAAGGGGCAGCUCCUUGUCCUCGCCUUCAUCGUCGCCAAAGUGUUCGAGUGCCUGGCGCAGCGGCACUGGUUCUUCCGGCUGCAGCAGGCUGGCAUACGCGCUCGGUCCGCGCUCGUCGCUGUCGUGUACCAGAAGGGGCUUGCGCUCUCAAGCCAGUCGAGGCAGAGCCGCACGAGCGGCGAGAUGAUCAACAUCAUCAGCGUCGAUGCCGACCGUGUCGGCCUCUUCUCAUGGUACAUGCACGACCUCUGGCUGGUACCACUGCAAGUAGGCAUGGCGUUGUUUAUCCUAUACUCCACCCUCGGGCUCGCCUCACUCGCCGCGCUAGGCGCCACAGUGGUUGUCAUGCUUGCUAAUGUGCCUCCGGGGCAAAUGCAAGAGAAGUUCCAGCAGAAGCUGAUGGACUGCAAGGAUAUCAGGAUGAAGGCAACGUCCGAGAUCCUGCGCAACAUGCGGAUUCUGAAGCUGCAGGGGUGGGAGAUGAAGUUCAUGUCCAAGAUCAUCGAGCUGAGGAAGACGGAGACCAAUUGGCUGAAGAAAUACCUCUACACAUCGACCAUGGUCACUUUCGUGUUCUGGGGCGCCCCGACCUUUGUUGCAGUAGCGACCUUCGGGGCUUGCAUGCUCAUGGGGAUCCCAUUGGAGUCUGGGAAGGUGCUAUCUGCAUUGGCCACGUUCCGUGUGCUGCAGGAACCAAUAUACAAUCUUCCCGACACGAUCUCGAUGAUGAUUCAGACCAAGGUGUCUCUUGACAGGAUAGCAUCCUUCCUAUGCCUCGACGAGUUGCCAACUGAUGCUGUGCAGAGGCUAACAAGUGGUAGCUCAGAUGUUGCAAUUGAUGUUAGCAAUGGGCUCUUCUCUUGGGAGGCCUCACCUGAAGUACCAACGCUGAAGGACCUGAACUUCCAAGCUCGGCAAGGUAUGCUUGUUGCAGUUUGUGGAACGGUCGGCUCCGGCAAAUCAAGCUUGCUAUCUUGCAUUCUCGGUGAGAUACCAAAGUUAGCAGGAGAGGUUAGGACUUGUGGGACAAUGGCAUAUAUCAGCCAGUCAGCAUGGAUACAGAGCGGCAAAAUUCAGGACAACAUACUGUUUGGCAAGGAGAUGGACAACGAGAAGUAUGAAAGGGUUCUUGAGUCAUGCUCGCUGAAGAAAGACUUAGAGAUCUUGCCAUUUGGUGACCAGACAGUCAUUGGAGAGAGAGGAAUCAACCUUAGUGGAGGGCAAAAGCAAAGAAUUCAGAUAGCCCGUGCUUUAUAUCAGGAAGCUGACAUCUAUUUGUUCGAUGAUCCAUUCAGUGCAGUUGAUGCUCAUACAGGAUCCCACCUUUUCAAGGAAUGCUUGCUUGGGGCUUUGGCUUCAAAAACAGUGGUUUAUGUAACUCAUCAGAUCGAAUUCCUACCUGCAGCUGAUCUCAUUCUGGUCAUGAAAGAUGGCAGAAUAACACAGGCAGGCAAAUACAACGAAAUACUUGGUUCAGGGGAAGAAUUCAUGGAGCUGGUUGGUGCUCACAAGGAAGCUCUUACAGCAUUGGAUGCUAUCGAUGCUGCAAAUGCUGGCGAUGUGGCCUCGCCUUCCAGUGGCACAGCGAAGCUGUCCAGGUCACUCUCAUCAGCUGAGAAAAAGGAUAAACAGGACGAUGGAAAUGCUCAGAGUGGGCAGCUGGUGCAGGAAGAAGAAAGGGAGAAAGGCAAGGUGGGGUUUUGGGUCUACUGGAAGUACCUCACCUUAGCUUAUAAGGGAGCUCUUGUACCGUUCGUGUUGCUUGCGCAGGUACUUUUCCAAGUACUUCAAAUUGCGAGCAAUUACUGGAUGGCUUGGGCUGCUCCCGUUUCGAAGGACGUUGAGCCUCCAGUGAGCAUGUCAACACUGCUAUAUGUUUAUGUCGCUUUGGCUCUUGGAAGCUCGUUGUGCGUCCUCGUAAGAGCACUGUUUCUUGUAACAGCUUCAUACAAGACAGCAACUCUUUUAUUCAACAAGAUGCACAUAUCCAUAUUCAGAGCUCCUAUGUCUUUCUUCGAUUCCACUCCGAGUGGGCGCAUCUUGAAUAGAGCUUCAACUGAUCAAAGCGAAGUGGACACCAGCAUUGCUUACCAGAUGGGCUCUGUUGCAUUUGCCAUCAUACAACUUGUUGGAAUUAUUGCUGUGAUGUCUCAUGUUUCAUGGCAGGUCUUUGUCGUUUUCAUUCCUGUAGUUGCUGCAUGUUUCUGGUAUCAGAGAUACUACAUUGAUACAGCCAGGGAGCUGCAAAGGCUAGUAGGUGUUUGCAAAGCUCCUAUCAUACAGCAUUUUGCAGAAUCAAUAACAGGGUCCACUACCAUCAGAAGUUUCGGCAAGGAAAAUCAGUUUGUAUCAGCUAAUAGCCAUCUAAUGGAUGCCUACUCUCGACCGAAAUUCUACAAUGCUGGAGCGAUGGAGUGGCUUUGCUUCCGUCUGGAUGUGCUGUCAUCUCUUACAUUUUCCUUCUCUUUGAUAUUUUUAAUCAAUCUGCCGCCCGGUCUCAUCGAUCCAGGGAUUGCUGGCCUUGCUGUCACAUAUGGGCUUAACCUGAACAUGCUGCAAGCAUGGGUUGUCUGGAGCAUGUGCAAUUUAGAGAACAAGAUUAUAUCAGUAGAAAGAAUUUUGCAAUAUAUAAGCAUUCCUGCAGAGCCCCCUCUUUCCAUGUCAGAAGAUAAGUUGGCUCAUAACUGGCCAUCUGAAGGAAAAAUUCAGCUCGACAACCUCCAUGUGAAAUACGUCCCACAACUGCCAUUUGUUCUGAAGGGACUUACAGUCACCUUUCCUGGAGGACUGAAGACCGGUAUUGUUGGAAGAACAGGAAGUGGUAAAUCAACCCUCAUACAGGCUCUUUUCCGUAUUGUGGACCCAACUAUCGGUCAGAUACUAAUAGAUGGCGUCGACAUUUGCACCAUUGGGCUGCAUGAUCUGAGAUCUAGACUGAGCAUCAUUCCGCAAGAACCAACAAUGUUCGAGGGAACUGUAAGGAGUAACCUUGAUCCUCUUGGGGAGUACAACGACAACCAAAUCUGGGAGGCCUUGGACUACUGUCAGCUAGGGGAUGAAAUUAGGAAGAAGGAGCUGAAGCUUGACUCACCAGUGAUAGAGAACGGUGAGAACUGGAGCGUCGGUCAGCGUCAGCUUGUCUGUCUUGGUAGGGUAAUUCUGAAACGGAGUAAAAUCCUAGUCCUGGACGAAGCUACUGCUUCAGUGGACACUGCGACAGACAACUUGAUCCAGAAGACACUUCGGCAGCAAUUCUCAGAGGCGACGGUCAUCACGAUCGCACACAGGAUCACGUCGGUCCUCAACAGCGACAUGGUCUUGCUCCUUGACAACGGUGUGGCCGUGGAGCGCGACACGCCGGCGAAAUUGCUGGAUGACAAGUCGUCUCUGUUCUCAAAGCUCGUAGCGGAAUACACGAUGAGGUCGACGCACACGUAGCCAGCAGCUGAAAGGUUGCCGCUUCUCUUCUUCCACGCCGUUGAGGCAGGCUGACAAGUCGAUGAUGCCGAAAAAAUAAUACUGACCGCGUUAGUGCUAAUGCAUAGGGCGUGUUGUGAUGCUGAGGUUCAGGCAGGGUGAGUCCGGCGUUUAGAAAUCUAAUGGAAGUAGUGCUCAUGUCUGAACGUACAGCAUAAAUCAUUAGAGAAAUAACCUAGUCCUUAAUAUCAUGUGAUUUGACCACGGACCAUACUCACGGGGAAGGAAUGCUCAAAGAUUAUUGCAACACAGUAUUUGAUGGAUGGUAUCGCGUCUGAAUAAAAUAGUGACGUGUUUGGAUGUCGGAGAAGAGAACAUACUCUCCAUUUAUAAAUACAUAUCGUUUUAGAUAA
Phragmites australis (common reed) is the source of this 4962-nucleotide messenger RNA. RefSeq names its product ABC transporter C family member 3-like. The record is from RefSeq and is a predicted model, not a curated record. The coding region runs from base 50 to 4570 and encodes 1506 amino acids. Gene Ontology annotation, molecular function: ATP hydrolysis activity; ABC-type transporter activity; ATP binding. NCBI's taxonomy places the organism in Eukaryota, Viridiplantae, Streptophyta, Magnoliopsida, Poales, Poaceae. The transcript is spliced from 10 exons. Gene Ontology annotation, cellular component: plant-type vacuole; vacuolar membrane. Gene Ontology annotation, biological process: transmembrane transport.